GAAACGCAGUCAUCGUCAUUUUCAGCCCGUUAAGACGGAAUUCGGUCAUUGCAUUCGGUCGCGGUACAUACUGACGUCCAACUCUCCACACACAUACUCACUCCCACCCUCCCUCCCUCCCUUUUCAUUACGCAGGGCCCCAUCCCCCAAAAGAGUCAUUGCUCCCAGUUGAUUGCUCACCUCACUCCCACACACACCAACCAAUCACCCACCCACGAUCGACCCACACAGCCGUGCAAUCUUCACGCGCUCAUAUGGCCACAGCUAGCGAGCAGCAGAACAGCAGGCUAGAUGAGGCCGAAGUCGGUGUGCUGCCUCGCCCCGGGCCUGAUGCCCCUGGCGGCCCGCACCCCGCCAUAGCCCCAGAAGCUGUUCUGCCGCUCCACACCAGCAGGUGCACCCCCACGCACCACCACACGACCCACACUCGGCGCAGCAACAGCAGGGGCAGCAACCGCUGCAGCAGCAGGAGCCGCACUGGCUGCCGCUGCUGCGGCCAUAGCAGCGGCCUUAGGCGGCGGUGUAAAGGCUCUUCUGUGAGGGUGGUGCGCCAUUGGUGGCGGCUGCCAGGCCUUGUGUUCUGCCGCCGCCCACGCGGCUCUGUCGCCUGCUGGCAUCGCGUGAGCAGGAGCGUGGCCGUACAUGGCGGCCUUGCUCACGAGGUCCUCGCUCCUUGACCGGGCUAGGAUUCCAUAGCGAUGCUUCUCCAUCUGGAGCGGGGACGGGGCUGGCGUCUCCUGGGGGCGGACCGGAGGUGAUAUCUUCGGCCCCAGGGUCUGGGGCGGCUGCUGCUGCUGCGGUGUCGUCUGUGUCGGUGUCUUGGUCCAGGUCGGGUGGGGAAGGGGCGGCCUUCGGAAGGCCCCCGCCACUCCAGCACUCGCCGGCCUGUUGUCGGUCGUAGGUGUCUGUGUCUGAGCAGGGUGCUUCCCAGUUCCAGGGUAGAGAGGCGGCGUUGCUGCGGCGGCUCUGGGAUGAGCUGGAGCUGCUGCCGCUGCUGCUGGCAGAGGAGGCCGCUUGUGCGGCACGGCAGCCAAUCUGCCAGGGAAAUCGGGGCGAAUGGCGACGUCGACUUUGGGGCUGGACCUGCCGACACGAUGGAGGCACAUCCACGGGGCGGCGAAGUUCGUGUCUGUGUGAAUGGAUGGGUACAUAAUAAGUGUACGAUACCAUAACAUGCCAUGACACCAGCACCAGCAGCCAGCCAUUCACAAACCAACGUGUCCUGUCCUGUCCUGCGCUGUGUACCGGUCGGCCUCUCUGACUCUCUCUUGGCCUGUCUGGCUGUCUGGCAGGUUUCGCGGGCAAUUACCUGGAGUGCGAGUAGUGGCGGAGGAACUGUUGGAUGGGAUGAAGCAGAUCCUGACAGACAGCACACAGAUGCAAUGAGCGCAUGACUGGGUGUCUGUCUGUCGGCCUGUCUGUCUGUCUGUCUGUCUGCAUGUGUGCCCACCGCACCUGGUAGAAGUCGUAUUCGUUGUGCGAUGCGGUCGAACUGAACUUGGACAUCUGACGCACACACGCACAGAUGAACAACCAAGCUUUCUGAGCACCCUCCCUCUUGCCAUCCGUCUGUCUCUGUGUGCGGGUGCCGACCUUGAGUUCUCCGUUGUAUCCCUUGUUGAGUCUGUGUGAGUGGUAUGAUGGGAUGACGUCGUCCCGCUCGCCGUGGAGCAGGCAGAGGGGCGUGUCGGGGGACAGCCGACGGAGAUUCGCCUCGUUGUCCCACAAAUUGCCAAUCAACAGAGUGCCCACGUGGGCGUAGUCUGUUCACACAUACACAUACGUCAAGUAGAGGAGGGAGGGAUGCCGCACGUGUGUGUCUGUUGGCUUGCGGGCGGGCAGCUGCCAACCUUUGACGACUGCGUGAAUGGAUAUGUAUGGGCUGUGUAGGACGAGCCCGCCCACGCCCUUGCCCUCCUCCUUCAAACGACGACUCAACUGACACGCCGGACCUGCACACGCGCACAAAGGAAGGAGACAGAGACAAUAGCCAGCCGUCUCCCUCCCUUGUGCGUGUCCGUCCCAUCGACCCCUCACCCACCUGUGCCGAUGGACCUCCCAAAUACGAUGAUGGCCUUGGCUGGCACGUUGCACGCCUCAUGCAGCCAGUCAAAACCCGCCCUCGCCACGUCAUCGAUCCCAUCCCCACUCGGGGAACCAGACGACAGACCAUACCUGUGUGCAGUUUGCAAUGCACCACGAAACCGACACAGACAGACAGACCAGGUGAGCCCCCACGAUGCGUUCCGUUGUGCGUCGCUGUGUGAUGUGGCUGACCCCGGGUAUUCGACGGCGAGUACGUUGGCGCCGAGUAUGUGCGAUAGGACCUCCAGCUCCUCCCGCAUGUGCCCCAGGUCACACGAGUUGCCGUGGAAGUACAACAGGUUGUGGUUGGUCGGCGUCGGCGACUUGAUGAACAGCGCAGGGAACCGCUCGUCGCUGCCGCCGCCCUCCCCCGAAUGACGCUUGGGGAUCCAUAUCAGGCCCUUCAGGUCCGUCGAGUACUGCAGGCAACGCACACACAGACGGAGAAGCACACAAGGCAGGUGGGAGGGGAGAAGGGGAAGAGGGCCACUGCGCUCCACCUGCUUGUUUGCUCACCGAGCCGGGAGGCGCCGGAAAGAGAAUCAAGUUGCCCAUGGCGCGUCACUCGGAAGCCGGGCAGGCGUGAAAUCGGGGAAACGUUGCCAAGUCAGGGGCGAAACUAUUCUAUGCUCUUUGCUGUCUGUGGGUGUGAGCCAAAACUACAACAAGGCGCCCUCCUCUGCCGGUCGUGUUUUC
Messenger RNA from Vitrella brassicaformis, 2781 nucleotides. The record is from the annotation of a GenBank genome assembly. Lineage: Eukaryota; Vitrellaceae.